AUGACCACCAUCAACAACGAACUCAACAAACUAUCAACCCAAGUCUCCAAGCACUUGAAACUAGUAGACGAAAAAGUGUUGAAAACAAACUAUGGCCAAUUUGACUGGAACUUAAUCAAGCGAACACCACAGUUUCUCAAGCUGAAGAUCAAAUUUCCUGGCAGCGGCCAUGCUACCGUGGACGAAGAAUUUGAUCUGAUGGAAAACACAGUGAGGCACCAGGAUGAAGCGUUGAGGUCAGUGUUGAGCUACUUGAAGCAGUUUUUAUGGAGCUUGAAUGAGUUGGUCAAUGACUCUGUUCAUGUUAGUGAGCAGUUCCACAACUUGAUUGAUCCAUAUAGUAAUUUCAAACAUGACGCCGCCAAGAUUGAUGCUGCGUAUGACUUGUGGGCUUCCAUGGUUCAAUACAAGCAUCUCAUUAUGAGCGUUGACAUGAAGAUGGAAAUUGAUGCUUUGAAUAAAGGCACCGUUGUCAAGUUGGAGGCGGUGAGCUCGGGGAUGUUGAAGAGUGUGUUUAAGAGAAUUAGAGACCGCCAAUUCAGCUUGUUGGAUUACGAUAAUUAUCGCAGCGAGCAUGAAGCACUCUUGGCUAGGCAACAACUGGGCAAGGAGCAGUUGACUUUGAAGCAGAGUAACUAUGUCUACACUCUCGAGAGGAAAGUCGCUGAGUGCAAAGCCAAGUACGAGAUUCAAAAUGCAUUGCUAAAGAAGGAGCUACCGGUGUUUAUCCGGUUGGUUCAAACGGUUAUCGAUUAUGCUGCUGUUGAUAUAUACUUGAUCCACCUUCUUUAUUGUUACAAGAUCACCACCGAGUUGCAAAAGGGGAAAAUCAAAGUGGCAAGCUCAAGUUCAAGGUCAAGUGACGCAUUGAUUCAAGAAAGCGAAUCAAGAUAUGCCGAUAUAUUGCCUAAAAUACGCGAGUUGAAAUUGUUUUCACCGAAAACCAGUGGCGGGGAGCAAAACUUGACUUGCGAGUCAUGCAUCGCGUUGUAUGAUUUUGAUGGCGAGCAGGACGAUGAUCUCUCGUUCAAGAAGAAUGAUAGGAUUAAGAUCUUGGAGACGGAUGGCAAUUGGUGGAAGGGGGCACUUCAUGACAAAACGGGCAACUUUCCUUCAAAUUAUGUCACCCUCUCAGCAUAA
Lodderomyces beijingensis is the source of this 1140-nucleotide messenger RNA. Lineage: Eukaryota; Fungi; Ascomycota; Pichiomycetes; Serinales; Debaryomycetaceae. The record is from the annotation of a GenBank genome assembly.